GAGAGAGAGAGAGUGAGUGUGUGAAGCGAGAUAUAUUCCAUCAAACAGUAAAGAGAACCACAAAAGAAAAAGCUUGAAUCUUUGACUUCAAGCUAUACAAAGCUUUUGAUUUUGCAUCAAAAUGUCUUUCAAGAACAGAGGAGGAGUUGUUGGAGAUCACUACUUUACUCCAAGAAAUGUGAUUUCUAGAAACUCUUUGUUUUUCUUCUGCAUCGCAAGUUUCUGCCUUGGAAUGUUCUUCAGUAACAGGAUGUGGAAUGUACCUGAAGCUAGAGGCAUAGCAACACUCUCCAAACUAAGCUUAAAAUCUGGUGACCGUGUUCAAAACAAAAAUAAUGUUUUGGAAUAUGGUAACAACACUAUCGGGAUCUUAGAUAAAUCCAUAGCAAGUUUGGAGAUGAAACUGGUAGCUGCUAGAGCAGAGAGGGAGUCAUUAUCCGGGAAGUUUAACAUUUCCAAAGAAGCCAAGAAAAGAAAAUACUUCAUGGUCAUUGGUAUCAACACUGCCUUUAGUAGUAGUAAGAGACGUGACUCAAUCCGGUCAACAUGGAUGCCCCAAGGUGAGAAGCUUAAGAAACUGGAGGAAGAGAAAGGCAUCAUUGUUCGCUUUGUUAUAGGACACAGUACAUUGUCUCUUAGCUUUCUUGAGAAAGUUAUUGAAGCAGAGGAGAAAAGAUAUGGAGAUUUCUUGAGACUGGAACAUACAGAGGGAUACAUGGAGUUAUCCGCCAAGACAAAGACGUUUUUCGCUACAGCUGUUUCCUUGUGGGACGCUGAAUUCUACAUCAAAGUUGAUGAUGAUGUUCAUGUGAAUCUUGGUACUCUCAAGACGACUUUAUCAAGUCACCGGAACAAACCUCGUGCUUAUAUUGGAUGCAUGAAGUCUGGUCCUGUCCUAGCAAGAAAGGGUGUGAAGUACCAUGAACCGGAGUAUUGGAAGUUUGGAGAGAUCGGGAACAAGUAUUUUCGCCAUGCCACGGGACAGUUCUACGCCAUUUCUAAGGAACUAGCUACUUACAUAUUGAUAAACCAGGAUUUACUGCAUAAGUAUGCGAAUGAGGAUGUUUCUUUGGGAUCUUGGUUCAUAGGAUUGGACGUUGAGCAUGUUAAUGACAAUAGACUCUGUUGCAGUACUUCUGCUCAUGAUUGUCAACUAAAAGCAAUGCUUGGAGAUGUUUGUGCAGCAUCGUUUGACUGGAAAUGUAGUGGAAUCUGUCUGUCGGCCGAGAGAAUGUCUGAUGUUCAUGAACGUUGUGGUGAACAUGAAACUGCGUUGUGGACAAACUCCUGAAAAUAUAAGGAAAUAACAAAAUGUUCUUACUAAAUUAUUAAUAAUACAACAUGAUGUUACUUGGGGACUAUAAGAGAGAUUGGAAAAAAAAAACAAUAUUGUUUUAUAGAUAGUACUAUUAGUAGGGUUUUUGGGUGAGAAAAUGAAUAAAUGAAUGCAGAAAAUAGUGAGUGAAGUGGUUUAAUGAGAGGCAAUGAGUAAUGGUUAUGGUCACAUUUGGUUUGUCCUAUGACAGACAGACAGAGUCCUUAUUGUUGUGCCUUUUUAUUAAUUC
Eruca vesicaria subsp. sativa (arugula) is the source of this 1565-nucleotide messenger RNA. The record is from the annotation of a GenBank genome assembly. NCBI's taxonomy places the organism in Eukaryota, Viridiplantae, Streptophyta, Magnoliopsida, Brassicales, Brassicaceae.